AUGCUUUCCGUUUUCCAGGCAUCUGCUAAAGAAGGAAACCCCGAAAAACCGGGUCAAGAUGCGCCUCCUAUUCACCACAUUCGAAUUACUCUAACUUCUCGCAAUGUCAGGUCUCUGGAAAAAGUUUGCUCGGACUUAAUUGAUGCAGCGAAGAAACAGAAGCUUCGUGUCAAGGGUCCAGUUCGAAUGCCUACCAAGAUUUUGCGUAUCACAACCCGUAAAACACCUUGCGGAGAAGGGUCCAAGUCGUGGGAUAGAUUCCAAAUGAGAAUUCACAAGAGGGUUAUUGACUUACAUUCUCCGUCUGAAAUUGUGAAGCAAAUUACUUCUAUUAAUAUCGAGCCUGGUGUUGAAGUGGAAGUAACCAUUGCAGAUGCCUAA
Messenger RNA from Zophobas morio, 381 nucleotides. RefSeq names its product small ribosomal subunit protein uS10-like. Gene Ontology annotation, biological process: translation. Gene Ontology annotation, molecular function: structural constituent of ribosome. Bases 1 to 381 code for a protein of 126 amino acids. Gene Ontology annotation, cellular component: ribosome; cytosolic small ribosomal subunit. The record is from RefSeq and is a predicted model, not a curated record. The transcript has a single exon. Lineage: Eukaryota; Metazoa; Arthropoda; Insecta; Coleoptera; Tenebrionidae.